Molecule: messenger RNA, 5889 nt
Organism: Haplochromis burtoni (Burton's mouthbrooder)
Lineage: Eukaryota; Metazoa; Chordata; Actinopteri; Cichliformes; Cichlidae
Gene: cep295
Product: centrosomal protein 295
Biological process (GO): regulation of centriole replication
Cellular component (GO): cytosol; centriole; centrosome
Source: RefSeq, a predicted model, not a curated record
GUGCGGGAGCAGCACCGGUACAUUGCACAGCAGAUCCGCCAAGAUGUUGAGCAGAGGCGACAGUAUGAGCUGCAACAACUUGAGCGGGAGCUGAGGAAGGAGUGGGAGCAACAGCAGAGGGAAAAGCUCCAGAGGCUGCAGAGGUUAUACCAGGAGAGUCUCCAGCUGCUCGGCCAGGGGCACAGGAGUGCAAAAGAAAACGAACCCGACUUGGCAGCCAUAGCUCAUAGGGAGGAGGAGAAUCACGUCAAAGCAGAGGAGCGUUAUCGAGAAGCGCUGAAGGAGCUCAAAUCACAGAGGCUUAAAGACCAUGAGAGGCAAAACCAAGUUGUCAAUGCCAGGAAGAAGGCAUUACUGGCAGAAAAGGAAAGAUCAGCAAAGGUGGCUAGCCUUCCACUGCCUCUCCCAAACCCUGUUCAGCAGAACAUCAGUCCCAAAAAGCCACGUUUCGUAAGGAGAUCGGAUGUGAGUGCUUUUGCUACCACACAUUACCACAUGGCCAAGAGUACAGUGGACAGAGAGGUGGACAUAAACCAGCCAAAUGCCCACGAGGAAGCUGAGCUACAUGCGAAAAGACAGCAGGACUUGGAGACAGAGGAAAUGAGGAGGAGAGAAGAGCAGCUGGAAAAGGCUCGUCUCAGAGGGAGGCAGGCUCUGAGGAAGGAACAGCUCAUGCAGGAUCGUGAGCGUUUGUUGGUUGAACUUGAACACAUGCAGCAGACAGAUCUGCUCAGGAGGAGGCAGCAGGUGUCGCAGAUGCCUCCUCAGAUCUUCCAGCCUCUCUAUAAGAGACAGGAAAUGAGGGAAGACUUCCAGAGGGAGAUGGAGUUCGCCUUUGAGGACAUGUACACUGGAGAGAGGAGGGUUAAAGGUGACCUGGUGGUCCAGCUGGCACCUGAGCCUCUUCCAGCCCACUCCACAACCAGCCAAGAUCAAGAGCUGGAUGUCACAGUGGAUGAAAUCACAACACCUGAAACAGAAAAUGCACAACAUGACACAGAGCAGGAACCUGGAAGCACUGAGCAGGAAACAUCAGCUGAAGUGGUUUCCCAGAAACCUGCUCCUCGACGGGCAUUGAAGAGGCUCCUGGAUCGUAUCAGGAGCCAAAGGAACCAGUGGAUUGACCACAGCAGUCGCAGCUCUGCUGCUGAUUCCCCAACGAUCAUCCGAGAUCAGAUCCCAGAGCGCGACAUGACGAUCGAAACAGGCUCUCUGAUCAGCGGAGGAAAAGACGAAUGGACCCCCACCGAGCCCCAGGAGGCUGACCGGUCUCCACCAGCAUCAGAGAAAACGCCGCUGCCAUCAUCAGCUUCAGAUACUCAGUUUCCUGCUGCUCUGGCCAAUAGAAUCCAAGAGUUUGAAGAAGAGCGAAAGAAACGGGAAGCGGAGCUUGAAAGGGAGAAGCAGCAGCAGAUGUUUUUGCUGCAGGAGCUGGAAGAGCAGAAGGCCAAGUUGGAGCAGAUGCUGCUUGAAGCUCAGCAGGAGAAAGAACGACUGAAGGCUGCCGUGACCCAGGAAGAAACCAUUAACCAACCAGAAGUGCCAGUCCAUGACCACGAUGUCAUCUCUAUCACCCCUAAUUUAGCCAAUGAGGUAGUUCCUCCUGCAGAUAAGGACGACCAUAGCAAAAGGAUCAGAGAAUACCAGCAGCGGUUGUUAGAGCAAAACCGAAUCCACCAAAGAGUGAAAGUGGCUCGCCAGCGCCUGGAGGAAUACCAACAAGCUCUACAGAUUCGUUACAACAUGACUGCCACUUCAUUACUACCUCCUGUUGUGCCUCCAGGCCUUGCUCAUCCACCUCCAAACAGUACACAGUGUGUUCGUCAUCCAGGUCGUCUGCAAGCUGCGCCGGCUCCUCUCCACGCUCCUCUCCACGCUCCCUGGGCCCCUUUGCAGGCUCCUCUCCAUCCCCUUCUGCAGACUCCCCAUGCUCCUCUUGUGGCUCCUCUCCAUCCUCCUCUUCAUGCUCCUCUCCACCCCUCUCUGCAGACUCCCCAGGCUCCUCCCCAGGCUCCUCUCCAGGCUCAUGCAGUGCCUGUGUAUAAUCAUGAAUUGCCACAAACCUCUGAGGAUGUUUCCACAGAAGAAUCUGACACAUUAACGUCCCCUCCGAGCCUAUCUGGUUUUAGUCUGGCUUCCAAACCGCUGCCAGAUGAUGUUGAAUCCGACUCAGACAGUCUGAGAUACCAGAGAGUAAAUGACACGUCUUGGCUGACUGACAGCAUAAUGGAGAAAGUAACAGAGCACCUUCCAGAGAGAAUGAGACCGCUGUCAGUCACCAAAGAGAAGCUGCCUUGUAAACGAUUCACAGAACAUCACUCUAGCAGCAUCCCAGUGCAGCCAUCCUCUGAACCCAUCAAAGUCAUGAAAUCGACCAUCGCAGAGGUUACAGCUCCACUUUCAGGUUAUGCUCUGGCUGAGGCAGAGGCCUCUCGGAGCACUGGAUCCCUGAGCGUUGGAGAGGACAACAUGGAGAGACAAAGACAAGAGUUGCAGGAGGCCCAGAGGCGAGUACUAGAGCAGAGGGAGGCACUGAUGCUGCAGCAAAGGCAACAGGAAGAGGAGAGGCGGAGACAGGACUUGGAGAUGGUGCAGAUGAGGAGACAAAAGGAGACAUUGCAGGCACUGAUUAAUACCGAUGCACAACCAGUUUCUCGGCCUGAUGGUGAAACAGUCGUUUCGGAGAACAUUAAUCAGAACCGCCUCCAGUUACUUGCAUCCCUGCUCAAGGCCAUAGAGGAGUCUAAUGGAGGAACUUUAUCACACCUAGAGGACCCUCAAGAUCGCGACAGCUCCUCUGAACAACAUCCAUCCAACAGCAGUCAAACAGUUCAGAGUGAUGCUGCUGCCGGACCUGGCCUGACAUCAGUCCUCCACUCAGGACACCUCCACCCUCCACGAGCAGCAAAGCCCCCUGUGACACGCCUCAGGCUGGGCUUCUUGGAGAUGAUGACUGAACAGCACGAGCUCAGUGCUAUUCAAGAGGUGGAGACUCCGGUCGAUGCCAGCCAACUCGCAGCUGUAGGCCCAGACAAUGGUGUGACAGUUCCUUCACACAUUGAACGCUGGGAUCAGCAGGAGGAGUACGACUCCUCUAUGGCUUCUGACAGGACUCUGCAGACAACCUCGGAGUUCAGCAGUGGACAGAAGAUCUCUGAAAGAUUAUCCAGCUCAGGGACAAGUUCAGGGAGAUCCAGCCUCUGGAGAGAGAGACUGCUACUGACAGAGGCAGGAGCAUCUCCAGAAUCCUCCAUCUCUGAUUCAGUCCCAAGAAAAAAGUCCCCCCUUUCCUCAGACUCUGGGAGAGGAGCAGAUUUCUCUGGUCCUGCAGUGACGAGCUACAGAUCCCCCACAGAGUCUCCAAACAGGCCUCCUGGGUCUGACAGCUUCUCUUCUACUACCAUCUCCACCGGAAGCUACAUGACUACUGACCCAGAGCAGAAUGUAAACACCGGUGAGGAACAGCCAGAUAAAUCUCUCCUCCAUAAACGCACUGAUCAACAAGAAGGUGGAGCAGGUUUACAACACGUCUCCUGUCUGUCUGGUGAGAGCUUCUGUGUUAAGGAAAACUCAGCGACUGGCCCUCCUGGUCUGUCUGUGGACUCGAUGUUCAGUGACAGCAGUAUCCAACAAAUUAUAGACAAAUAUACACGGGAACUUGACCUCUCCCUCAGCUCUGCUGGGAAAACAGACAGUGAAGGCUCACAUAUGGAAGAACGCAGCGCUUCGGUCUCUCAGCAGUCUUUGUUUCGAGUCUUGGAGAGAAGAGGGGAGGAUGAAAGCUCUGCACGACGCCAGUCUCUUCUCUCAGACGCAGCAGGAACGGAGACGAGAGGCCUGGAAGUGCACAAUCAAGUGGAUCCCAAAGUGGGCGAGUUCUCUGCUGGAGCCUCAUUACUGGUUGACGAUCAUGAGCAGGAUUCUUUCCGGCCUCUGAUUGGUCAGCUGGCAGACCGGUCAUCCUGCCUCGUUACCGAGCAGAGGGAUUCGGCCCUGGAGCAGCUUGUUGGUCAUCCGUCAGCUCACUCAUCAAUGCUUGGUCACUCUCCGGGCCAGCUGUUCUCCCCAAGUGUGGGUCAAGAUGGAUGGGAUUCCACACUGAGUCGGAUGAUUGGUCGGCUCUCCCAUCAGUCCAGCUCUCACUGGUUGAGCGGCGGGCGAGACCUUUAUGCAGGUCAUAUGAUGGGUCGGAUGGAGACGCAGCAGUCGACCUCAUGGUUAGAUGAAGCUCCCGAUGAGAGCCAGAUGAGACCCCUGGUAGGAGAGCUGGACGAGUCUGCAGAACAGCACAGUGGAAGCUCAGGUAAAAGAAAUCGUGUGACUCUUGUUGUCUCAGCUGACAUCCGGGUCCCAUCAUAUCCAGCGCUGCCUCCCGAGGCCUCAUCACACAGUGCCUCUGUCCCAGCUAUGAGCCCACAUCCACAGGAUCCGACAACGCAGAAUCAAACCAGUUCAACAGACAUGGACUCAGGCAGAGCUGAAGAGUUUGCAGGUUCAGAUUCAUUCCACCCCCUUUUGGCAGAGGUCACCCAAAACGAAACAGCAGACCUCUCUAUCACCUUUCACCAGCCUGAGCACAGCGUGCACAAUUUUCCUGACGUGCAUCCAGCCAGCAGGGAAUGCAGUGUUACCACACCUGUAGAGGUCAUUUCGCACUCUGAUCUUUCUUCUGUGGAGUCCGAGCCAUCACCAGAGCGUCUUCGAACGGAGGAGCCAAACCGCAGCCCCGCAGCUUCCUCCACCUUACAUGAAUCCUUCUCCCAGCUCAUUACCACCCAAUGCCAUCCCCAGGAGUCUGUUCUGAUAGUAUCUCCCACCGUGAGGGCAGAUGUUGAGCAAACAGCUGAGAUUCUGUCAAAUUUAUCCAUGUGUGAUGAGACACCUGCUUUGGGUGUGUCACGGGCAGAGGAAAGGCUUGGAGGCGCGGAUUCAAUCAGUGCCGAAGAGAUCAAGUGUGGUCACGGUCCAAAUCUGAGGAAUGUUUCUCCUGUCUCUGAUAAGAUACUGGAAGCAGCCAAAGAGAAGGGGAUCCUGGAGCAGUCUGAGAUCACACUGGUGAGCCUGACAGACUCUACACUGCAGGACCAGGAGUCCACCAGCUCAGAGGAAGAGGGAGCUUGGGUAAUCAAGAAUCCAGAUGGAAGGGAUGAGGAAGGGCAGAAAGGCCAUGAGAUGGAGGGUGCAGAAUCUACGUUGAUACCUUUGGAGACUCCACAGUACGACAGCCAAACACAUCCAGUGACAGUCCUAGAGUUUCAGUGGGGUCCGUGCAGAGACCAGCCAGAUGUCAACCAGCAGAAACUUGCAGCUCUGCUCCAGAGAUCCAACCACAGGGUGAAGGAAAUCAAGGCCAAAGCUGCUCUUGCUAAAACUCAACGUGAGCUCCAAGUGCUACCAGAAGGAAGUGAGCAAGCUAAAGCGAACACAUGUCAACCAGUGACCUGUAACACAAAAACUAAACCAGAACCUCUACACAAGGCCAGUACAAAGUCAAAGGGAGAACAGGCCCCACAACAGAUGGAGGAAUCUGGUUUCAUCAAGCAGCAGAAACCCCCCCAGCUUCUUCCACCAGUGAGUGAUUCUGAACAGAAGAAGCUGGAUGACAUGAAGAUCUGCACGCUGGAGCAAAGGAGACGUAAUCUUUCCAAGAUGCACCAGAGAACUCAAAGGCUGUAUGAGCAGCUGGAGGAGGUGAAGCAUCGGAAAGCCUCGAAGAGUCGACAGGAAGAUUAUGCAAAAAACAGACUGAAAGCUAAGGAGUUCCACAAGAAAACCUUACAGAAGCUUCGUGCCAAGCAGACCCAACAGUGAUCGACUUUGAUUGUGUCAUAGUUUACUUUGAACAUUUUAUUUAUAGUUUUAUCAAUAAAGCAUUUUAAGUUAUUUGCA